UCAUAGGGCCCUGAGUCCACUGGCUUUUAUACACUAGUUGCACUUGAGUCAAACUAGAGAAGAGCUGUGCUCUGAGAUCUGCCACUACUACCUGCUACCAGGAGUUUGCUUUAAACUGCAGGACAACCAGACUCGAGAACGAGGGAAAACUCAACACUUUUUGUCCUUUUUGUUUUUAAACACACACAAAAAAAGGAUUAAAAUUCAUCUUUUGAACCACUUCCCCCAAUUCCUCUUCUGAAUUACACCAGGACUUUAAAAGCAUGGCAGAGCAGAAGAGGCAGGUGUCUCUGACCCAGGCUGUGACCUUAACGCUGGUUCUGCUCACCUCAGCAACUUCGGCAGAGGAGUACGACUACUACAGCUGGCAGUCGGACAAUUUCCCUAAUGGCCGCUUCUAUGCCAAGCAGCCACAAUGUGUGGAUAUUCCAGCCGACCUGCGGCUCUGCUACAACGUGGGCUACAAAAAGAUGCGGCUGCCAAACCUGCUUGACCACGAGACCAUGCCUGAGGUCAAGCAGCAGGCAGGCAGCUGGGUGCCCCUCCUGGCAAAGCGAUGCCAUGCUGACACGCAGGUGUUCCUCUGCUCCCUUUUUGCUCCAGUGUGUCUGGACCGGCCCAUCUAUCCCUGCCGCUCUCUCUGCGAGGCGGUGCGGGACAGCUGCGCUCCAGUCAUGGAGACCUAUGGCUUUCCCUGGCCAGAGAUGCUACAAUGCGAGAAGUUUCCCAUCGACAACGAUCUGUGCAUUCCUAUGCAGUUCUCUGCGGGUCAUGCCACUCAGACUCCAGUUUCAAAAGUGUGUCCACCCUGUGACAAUGAGUUGAAAGCCGACACCAUAAUGGAGCACUACUGCGCCAGUGAUUUUGCACUCAAGAUGAAGAUUAAAGAGGUUAAAAAGGAAAAGGGCGACCGCAAGCUCAUCGCAGCACAAAAGAAGAAGAAGGUUCUGAAGAUGGGAAUACUGAGGAAGAAAGACUUGAAGAAGCUCACUCUAUAUAUCAAGAAUGGAGCAAACUGUCCCUGCUCGCAACUGGACAAUCUUGGGAGCAGCCUCCUCAUCAUGGGCCGCAAGGUGGACCAGCAGUUACUGCUCAUGUCCAUCCACAAGUGGGACAAAAAGAGCAAGGAACUCAAGUUUGCCAUUAAAUACAUGAAGUCUCAUCAAUGUCCCACUUAUCACACGGUCUUCCAGUGACCAAUGACUCUUUUGUCUAUAGCAGGCCCUGCGUCUUCCAAUAACUCUCUCAGAGACCACAUCCAUGCCUAAUUCCUACAGUUAGAACAGAUGUAUUUCAUUAAUCAAGAAAUGGCUUUUGUAAACUGUUUAGGACUUAAUUCAUCAUCAAGUACAGCUCCAAUUUGUUGGCAACUGUAUCUACAUCAGAUUUAUUGUUUAUGAAGCAAUCAGCACAUUUAUGAUGCUCAAGCAUAUUUUAGUGAAAUUUUACUGGUUUCCUCAUUCAGAGCACAAGAGACUUUUCAGAGAACGCUUUCAAUCAAUGUGAGAAAAAGAAAAUUGUGAACAAGAGCUUUAAAGAGUGCACAAGCUUAAUGAGCACAUAUUUGAUUUAAAUGGCCAGAUUCCACUAAAACAAAAAAGAACAAAAUAUCACCAACUGUUUUUUUAAUUUGUAAUUUUUAAUUGUAUCUUUUAUUUUGUAGAUAAGGAAUAAAAAGGUUUUAUUAUAUA
Carassius carassius (crucian carp) is the source of this 1691-nucleotide messenger RNA. RefSeq names its product secreted frizzled-related protein 5-like. The record is from RefSeq and is a predicted model, not a curated record. The transcript has 3 exons. Bases 264 to 1196 code for a protein of 310 amino acids. Gene Ontology annotation, molecular function: Wnt-protein binding. Gene Ontology annotation, biological process: canonical Wnt signaling pathway; non-canonical Wnt signaling pathway; negative regulation of canonical Wnt signaling pathway. NCBI's taxonomy places the organism in Eukaryota, Metazoa, Chordata, Actinopteri, Cypriniformes, Cyprinidae.